Messenger RNA from Boleophthalmus pectinirostris (great blue-spotted mudskipper), 1378 nucleotides. Its product is annotated as C-1-tetrahydrofolate synthase, cytoplasmic-like. Gene Ontology annotation, biological process: tetrahydrofolate interconversion. Lineage: Eukaryota; Metazoa; Chordata; Actinopteri; Gobiiformes; Gobiidae. The transcript is spliced from 11 exons. Gene Ontology annotation, molecular function: methenyltetrahydrofolate cyclohydrolase activity; methylenetetrahydrofolate dehydrogenase (NADP+) activity. Bases 20 to 988 code for a protein of 322 amino acids. Gene Ontology annotation, cellular component: cytosol. The record is from RefSeq and is a predicted model, not a curated record.
CGUGAGGAGACAGGAGGAGAUGUUUGGUUUGUCCCGCCUCUCGCUGCGUCUCGGUGGCGUCUCCCGUCGCCAUGGAGACCGACGCCUCAUCGCGACCGUCGUCAGCGGCAACAAGACGGCCAGGCAGGUGAAGCAGCGGCUGCAGGUUCAGGUGGAGCAGAUUCAGUCCAGAUUCUCAGGAUUCAGACCAGGACUCGUCGUUCUGCAGGUCGGAGACAGAGACGACUCCAACCUGUACAUCAGCUCCAAACUCAAGGCCGCGGCAGAGAUCGGGAUCAAUGCCAAACACAUCCGACUCCCGAGUUCCUCCUCUCAGGACGAGGUCCUCAGAACUGUCCUGGGUCUAAACGAGGACCCUGAGGUUCAUGGUCUGAUCGUGCAGCUUCCACUGGACUCAGACCGACUCAUGGACCAGGACCUGAUCACCAACGCAGUGUCCCCGCUCAAGGACGUGGACGGUCUGUCGUGUGUAAACGCUGGGAGACUUUCUCGGGGGGAACUCAGAGACUGUUUCCUGCCCUGUACACCACAAGGCUGCAUGGAACUGAUCGCCCAGACAGGCGUGUCCGUGGCGGGGAAACAGGCCGUCGUGAUUGGUCGCAGUAAAAUCGUCGGGGCUCCGAUGCACGACCUCCUGCUGUGGAACCACGCCACCGUCACCGUCUGCCACUCCAGGACCAGAGACCUGCCCGACCAGGUGGGGCGGGCGGAGGUUCUGGUGGUGGGGAUGGGUCGGGCGGAGAUGGUUCGAGGAGAAUGGAUCAGAGAAGGAGCCGUCGUCAUCGACUGUGGAAUCAACCACGUCCCAGACGACUCGAGGCCCGGGGGGAAGCGCGUCGUCGGUGAUGUUCAUUACGCUUCGGCCAGUCAGAGAGCAGGAUUCCUCACACCUGUGCCUGGAGGGGUGGGGCCUAUGACCGUCGCCAUGCUGAUGCAGAACACUGUGAUCAGCGCUCAGAGGUUUCUCCAGAGCCAGACCCGGACUUAAACAGGUCCAGGACCGAACCAGGACCAAACCAGGACCAAACCUGGACCAAACCAGGACCAAACCAGGACCAAACCAGGACCAAACCUGGACCAAACCUGGACCAAACCAGGACCAAACCAGGACCAAACCAGGACCAAACCAGGAGAAGCCGAGACAAGAGCCAUUAACAUCAAGUCCAACACAAUGUGAUCAGACCAGACCAAAGACCAGACCAAAGACUGGAUCCAGACCAAAGACUGGAUCCAGACCAAAGAAUGGAUCCAGACCAAAGACUGGAUCCAGACCAGGACCAGGCCACGACUUCAUAUAAAGUGUAAUUUAAAUUUAAUUUAACAGAGAUUUUAACUUUUUAAAAAUUAUUUUAAAUAAAAUAAAUAUUUUCAGAUUAAA